Messenger RNA from Anastrepha ludens (Mexican fruit fly), 912 nucleotides. Its product is annotated as probable inactive serine/threonine-protein kinase slob2. The coding region runs from base 1 to 912 and encodes 303 amino acids. The transcript has a single exon. The record is from RefSeq and is a predicted model, not a curated record. Lineage: Eukaryota; Metazoa; Arthropoda; Insecta; Diptera; Tephritidae.
AUGGAACGCAACUGGAUUCACAUUUUCAACAACACGCAAUCACCAAUAGAGCGCUGGCAGAGCCAAAGCAAUGCGCCGCAGCAAAGAAUUCAGCAACAACAACAACAAACAAUACCGCAAACGCCCUAUACACCACAGCAACUGCAGCAAAUAUGGCGACAACAACAAAUCUUGGCCAACGACUUGCGGAAGCCAAUCCCCAAUAACAACAACAAAAAUAACUACAACAACAUGCCACCAUUGCAACCACAAAAACCAGAACUCUACUACAACAAUUACAAUAAGAAUAGAGAGAGACAGAUGCAGGCUCAACCAUCGUCAAUGUCAGCACCCAACUUAGCAUAUCCCUAUAACAGUGGCGGUGAUGGUGGUGGUGGAAAUACGUUCACCUAUGUGCCACUGCCAUCGUUGUCCACCCUAAUAAACAACUCGAACGUCGAGCAGUUCGAGAUGAUCAAUCCAUCGCAACGUAACGCCCGCACCUUUGGUUUCCUUAGCGAUUUGUUUUCGAGCUUUGCGCCGUCAUGCGUCAAUCCGUGCACCAUGGAAGCCUACAAUCAGAAUCGUUGUUGUAUUGUUGUAAUUAACCCUCCGUCACCCGCUUGCUGCCAAUACCCGGCACCAUUUCCACCGGUCAGACCACCGCUGCCGCCGCCACCACCGCAGUUACCGCCGCCUCCCAUGCUACCACCACCUAGACCGCCAAUCAGCUGUUGCAACACCUGUAGCUAUGGUUUUUAUGGUCCACCGCCUUGUCGUUACUACUGGGGUGGAAAUGGAGGAGGAAGAAAUUUUUAUGGUGGUAGUCCAGGCGGUUUGAUUAUCGGUGGUGGGUUGAAUAAUUUAGGCUAUGGAGUUUUAAGCACCGGACAGCUGUUGAACUACUUUCGCCGGCAAUCGUUCUUCGGUUAG